AUGGCCCAGAUCAACUGGGCGGUGCGGCAGCUGAUCAAGAUCGUCUACGGCGCGUCCCUGGCGCCCGGCACCUUCCCCGACGCGCUGGCCGAGUUCCGCGCCGCCGCUGACCUGGCGCCUGGCCGCCUCAUCCACAGGGUCCAGGUCGGCCGUACCCUCGCGCGGCUCGGGCGGCGGCGGGAGGCGCUGGACGAGCUGGAAGCCGGCCUGAAGCUGGAGGUGGAGGACGUCAAUGCGCAGCUGGAGAGGGGCGAGGCUGAGGCGCUCGCCGCGCGGCUGCGGCGCGAAUUUGACCGCGCGACGGGGCCGCUAGGCUGGGGCGCGCCGCCGCCGCAGCCGCCGGCGCUGCCGCCGCCGCAGCAGUGA
Messenger RNA from Monoraphidium neglectum, 366 nucleotides. RefSeq lists its product as hypothetical. NCBI's taxonomy places the organism in Eukaryota, Viridiplantae, Chlorophyta, Chlorophyceae, Sphaeropleales, Selenastraceae. The transcript has a single exon. The record is from RefSeq and is a predicted model, not a curated record. Gene Ontology annotation, molecular function: protein binding. Bases 1 to 366 code for a protein of 121 amino acids.